AUGUCUGCUGUGACAAUUUCGUCGGCACCAUUCAGUAGCGAUGCAGAAGCCCUGAUUGCUGCUCCUCGAAUACUCAGUUCCAUUGAAGGACUCACGGAAGUGCCUGAAGGAGAACCGGUCCAUUUGGAAUUACGGGUUUCACCUCCGGGCGAUCUCCAGGUUCAGUGGUACAAAGAUGGACAUUCUCUCAGUGCA
This is a messenger RNA of Opisthorchis viverrini, 195 nucleotides long. RefSeq lists its product as hypothetical. NCBI's taxonomy places the organism in Eukaryota, Metazoa, Platyhelminthes, Trematoda, Opisthorchiida, Opisthorchiidae. The transcript has a single exon. The annotation marks the transcript as partial. The record is from RefSeq and is a predicted model, not a curated record.